Molecule: messenger RNA, 4354 nt
Organism: Archocentrus centrarchus (flier cichlid)
Lineage: Eukaryota; Metazoa; Chordata; Actinopteri; Cichliformes; Cichlidae
Gene: tacr1a
Product: tachykinin receptor 1a
Biological process (GO): positive regulation of flagellated sperm motility; G protein-coupled receptor signaling pathway
Cellular component (GO): plasma membrane; sperm midpiece
Molecular function (GO): substance P receptor activity
Source: RefSeq, a predicted model, not a curated record
GGAGCUGUCACCAGCGGCAGACUUGUGCUGGUGCUGUAAUGCGCGUAAAAGACGUGUUUCCGUUUUUACGCACAGCAAAAAGAGGGAAAGGUGCAAAGAUUGAUAUGGAAGUUUCUAUUUCAAAUACCUCCUCUGAUUCGUUGAAUCUACUAUUUGCAGGAGCGCGGAGUCUUCACGGACUACAACUGUGGACUUCAAAACGAGCGUGAAGCUUUCGGGAACUUUCCAUUAUUUGCUUUGCGUUUGGCAUCGUUAACUUUGUUGAGUAAUCAACUGCCGCUUUAUCCAGUAGUUUCGUGACCCUUUUGGCUGUAACCAGCAAAAUGGAGCCUUUAUUCAAUACUACCAAUGCGUCAAUUUGGACCACCAACUCCAACGACACCAAUAACAUCACCUUAUACUGGAACCAGUUUGUGCAGCCGGUCUGGAAAAUCGUCCUCUGGGCCAUCGCCUACAGUUGCAUAGUUAUUGUGUCCGUAGUAGGUAAUAUCACCGUCAUCUGGAUAAUUAUGGCACACAAGCGCAUGAGGACUGUCACCAAUUAUUUUCUCCUGAACCUUGCGUUCGCUGAAGCUUCCAUGUCUGCGUUCAACACGGUGAUCAACUUUACCUACGCAGUGCACAACGAGUGGUACUUUGGACUGGCCUACUGCCGCUUCCACAACUUCUUUCCGAUCGCCGCUGUAUUUGCCAGCAUCUAUUCAAUGACUGCCAUCGCCCUGGACAGAUACAUGGCCAUCAUCCACCCUCUGCAGCAGCGCAUGUCCUCCACAGAGACCAAGGUGGUGGUGGGUGUGAUCUGGGUUCUGGCGCUGCUCCUGGCUUUCCCUCAGUACUACUACUCCAACACUUAUGAGCUCCCCGACCGGGUGGUGUGUUAUAUCAACUGGCCAGAAUACACUGUGUGUGACUUCAAAACAAUGUAUUACGUGUGUGUGGUCAUCCUGAUCUAUUUCCUUCCACUGAUGGUGAUGGGUUGUGCUUAUCUGGUGGUGGGACUGACUCUCUGGGCCAGUGAGAUCCCCGGGGACUCUUCUGACCGCUACAAGGAGCAGCUGACUGCCAAACGCAAGGUGGUGAAGAUGAUGAUUGUGGUAGUGUGUACUUUUGCCAUCUGCUGGCUGCCCUACCAUGUCUACUUCUUGCUGCACCAGUUCUUCCCUAGCAUGGCUGAGGAAACAUUCAUCCAGCAGGUCUACCUUGGUAUCAUGUGGUUGGCCAUGAGCUCCACCAUGUACAACCCCAUCAUCUACUGCUGCCUAAACGACAGGUUUCGAGCUGGUUUUAAACAAGCAUUCCACUGCUGCCCCUGCGUCCCUCAAGGCUCUUACGAAGGCCUGGAACUCAAGUCUACUCGCUAUCUUCAGACCCAGACAAGCGUUUACAAGGCCAGCAGGAUGGAGACCACCGUAUCUACUGUUCUACAGGUUGGGGAUGACAUAGAGCAGCGCAAGGUCAAAGUUACAGGAGGCCAUGGGGCUGGCGGGGCUAUGGUUGAGGUCAGACCGCACAGCUCCUCCCUGGACCUCACCUCGAAUGGCUCAUCAUCCUGGAGUGUCUCCAAAACAAUAUCAGAGAUGUCCAGUUUCUACUCCAGUAACAACCUGGAGGAAUAAACCUCAAGUACAGGCAGCAUUUUGCUGGACAGCGGGGAGAGAGUGUGAGUUGACUGUUAACACUGCUACUUUUGCCUGUGUGCAUUCAUGCAAAGUACAGUGAGAGUGUGCACAUUUGUCUGUGAAUUUUUAAAGAAUAGAUUUUUCGAGUGUGUUUACUGGAUCGUCAUGCUAGAAAAUUUUGUCACUGUUCAAAGAGCAGUCGCUUCACUUACAUCACCCUUGCAGAAAGUAUUUAUCCUAUUCAGAGCUAAUGAUCAGCUGCCGUUGGUAAGGUUUGCUAGGUGCCAGAACGCAAUGGCGAGUGCUUCAACAACACGAGCACAUGCCAGCUCAAAAUAUAAACUGAAGCAGAUGCUAUCACCGUCAUUCUUCACAGCUUCUGCAUGUCACACUAGUCAUCUCUCAGAGCAGAGAGAAGAUUCACACAGGCUGCGCGACUUCACAGUCUAUUUUAGAGUGAGACUACCACAUGAGACCAACAUGCUGUAAACACAGCAUUUUAACAGCGGGAUCUCUCCAAACAAAGUCUGGGUUUUAAAAAAAAGUGGAAGCAGGCACUCUCUAGCAGAAACUGAAACACAGGCAGAUGUAGGGUUUCAGUUAGAAGGCUCUUCCACAAGGGGAGGUGAGAACUGUAAACAACAAAGCAUAAUUAACUCUGAACUUGCCAACUCUAACUCCCUGAGCAGGACUUUUUGAGCAAUCCAAGGUGCAGAGCCAGCGCCUGUCUGGUUGAAGAGGCGCUCUGAAGGUUCUCCUGAGGAGUUCUGGCAGUCAAAGUAAACACCAGCAGCAUCUGGCUCCUCCAUCGUCAUCAGGCUACACAUUGACUUCAGCUGCUGGAGGCAUAAUUUCUGACAAAGAGAAGACAAACAUUUUGUCAAAAACCCCACCUGCACAGUAUCAGUCCUAAACAGCACCAUUAAAUUUGUUCAACACUGCCAUCAACAUGAUCCAGAAAAGAAAUGAUGCGGUGUUCUAUCUUUUGGAGUCUGUCUAACCUGCUCCACCUUUAUCAGACAUAACACUUCAUUUGUGAUGUGGAAAGCAAGGCACCACUUUCAAAAUGUGAAACUUUCUGUAACUCCUAUUAGGUCCUCUAUUCUUUCAGCUGGCACCAAUAUGAAAUUAUCUUUUCAAGGGAUUGUUCACCCCAAAAUCAGAUUUAGAAUGCUUUCAGACCAAACAGGCACUCACUGAGGGUAACUACCCACUCGAAUGGUCCCCUGAGAAUCACACCUUUGAGAGCUUUUUCUUAUGUUUGCUCAGCAUGAUGUAUUAGUCAGCUAGAAGUUGGAUAAAGGCGUAAUAAUAAUUGAACCAGUACGUUUCCACACGUUUUAAGAUCCAUCUGUUUUUUGCAAAGCUAAUUUAAAAGUCCUUCCAUGUCUCUGCUUAUACUUGCAUGGGUUUCCUUCAUAUUCAUCAACAUGUACUAAACACUCAAAGGUUCCUCUUGUGCUGGUGUGUACCUCCGAUGUUGGAGCUAAAAGAAACUGCAAGAACAUGUUUCUAAGUACCAAAAUCAGUAGCCUACCUGCAGACAGACAAAAAAGGAGGACUUCUCCCAAAUUUAUAAGACCUAUGAAAACAUUUGUUUUGGUGUGUAUUUAUUUUUUAUUUUUUUACGCUUUAAGAAUCCACAACUGGGCAACUCAACCCUAGUUGAAUAAGUGGCACUACAUGACUGAUGAAUAAGGAAAUCUGAUUUGGGGUGAAUCUGGUGCACAAUGUUUAAGCUGUGUAGGUUAUAUUGUUAAUGCGGCUGAAGUUACCUUUAACCUUCUUUGCAUGAUGUGUGGUGAUCACUUCUUUCAAGUACUCUUUAAGCUGUCAGUCCAAAAUGUAAUCCAGCUACAAGAGGACACAAGUUAGCAUCAGGUUUAGAGUUCUUUGUAGACUUUUUGUCCUUGAAUGUGAAGCCUGUUACCUGUGGCUCUUUAAUGUCCAGUGUUGCACCUUGCUGCUUAGCAUAAUGUCUGUUAAAAAAAAAAAAAAAAAGACAAAAACAAAAAUAAAACAAAACAUUCUGCUGAGGUCCAGGAAAAGGCACCAGCUAUGUAAAUGGCCACAAGGCCAUACUGUAGGGUCAAACCGUCAUUACCUCCCACAGCAGUAAACAUUCACAGCGAGGUGUAAACUUGUGGUCACAUUGUUCUUGGAGAAGAAACUAUCUUAAAUUUAAAAACUUUCAAGAAACUUUGUGUAGAUAUUUAGAUAUAAGAUAUUUACUGCUGUUCUGAUAUCUGUGAAAUAGUUCAUGUGUGGUGCUUUACACAAAGUUGAGUUAAUUUAUGAAAGCCAGAAUAUUUGAAUACAAAUAUCCUGCAGUGUGCUAACAGCUAAAUAUACAAAAUUUUGCAUUACUUGCUGUGUGCAGAACAAACACACAGCCUGAGCUACACACAUCUGCUACACACUGCAGAACUAUCACUUGUCAGACAAGAACACACGCAGUGCGAGAACAACAGCUAAAUCCAUUUUAAUAAGUAUUUCAGUGAUUUUUUUUGUUGUUGUUGUUUGUUUUUUUUAACUGAAAUUAAGUAAAGAGGUUUUGGCAUUUUUACUUGGCUUUGCACUGGGAAUCACUCACUGCUCUCACAUACUGAACACUUCAGUCAGCUCUUGGUUAAACAUAGUUCCAAGAUGGAUAUUGUUUUCAGUGUGUGCAUACAAGACAGAGUGAUCACCUGCUGACACCCAUCAUUGAUUUUUCACACAGACACACAUACCUC